This is a messenger RNA of Diospyros lotus (date-plum), 1748 nucleotides long. RefSeq names its product ultraviolet-B receptor UVR8. The record is from RefSeq and is a predicted model, not a curated record. The transcript has 4 exons. NCBI's taxonomy places the organism in Eukaryota, Viridiplantae, Streptophyta, Magnoliopsida, Ericales, Ebenaceae.
CCAUUGCGCCGCCAAAACAACGGAGGAUCAUCGCAGGCAGAUGAGCAGAGAGCGGUUGAUUGAUCAAUUGCUUUAAGUAAAAUGAUAAUCCGAUUGCUGAGGAGGGAGAAGAGGACUUUCCAAGCUGUGUUCGCCGGAAUCAGAAGGAAGCACACGGUGGUGAUGAGCUUUGGGGAUGGAAUCCAAGGAGCACUGGGAUUGCGGAUCUCAGUUGCCGGUAUCGGCGGCGACGCCUACGAGCCCACUCCCGUCCCGGGCCUACCUCCCGACGUCACCGCCAUCAGCUGCGGCCACUACCACUCCCUCGCCCUCACUUCUCAGGGCGAGCUCUGGUCUUGGGGCCGCAAUCGCGAAGCUCAGCUCGGCCGCGCCCUCCUCUCUCCUAGAGAACAAUGGAAUGAACCCAAGAGAGUAGAUGGAUUGGAUCAAGUUAGAGUCCAAGCUGCAUUUGCAUCUGGUGUCAUUACUACAGCCAUUGGAGAUGAUGGCUCGUUGUGGGUGUGGGGGAAGUCCAAGCGUGGACAGCUUGGUCUUGGAAAGGGAAUCACUGAGGCUGUUUCGCCUUCCAGAGUUGAAGCACUUGCAGGGAGAAGAGAUUGUUAAGGUGGUUCUCAAAUCACGCUUAAGGUUUCACUUGGUUGGGGGCAUGCUCUGGCACAAACUAAAGACGGAAAAUUAUUUGGAUGGGGUUAUUCAGCAGAUGGUAGAUUAGGACAGACGGGAAAACCGUUGGAGUCAAAUAGUGAUAUGUCAAAAGCAACAGAAUUCUCUAGUUCAACUCUAGAAGCUGCUGAAAAGUUGGUUUUGGAAGCAAUUGAGAGGGAGAAAGACAUGCCUAUCAUCUGGGAGCCCUCUUUAAUUGAAGAACUGUGUGAGACUGAAGUUGUAGAUGUGGCCUGUGGAUUUGACCAUUCACUAGUUCUUUGUUGUGAUGGCACCCUCUUGAGCUGUGGGAGCAAUGUAUAUGGCCAGUUGGGAAGAGCGAGUCAAGGUUUAGGAAUGCUACCGGUUGACAUAAGCACCCGCCCUGUUUCUAUUGCAUCAGGACUUGGUCAUUCUCUGGCCAUAUGCCAGAUUGCAAGCCCAGAGGGCACAGGAGAUACCACCACAGGCAUUGUUUCAUGGGGCUGGAACCAGAGCUCUCAGCUGGGGAGGGAAGGCCCGGAGAACCUUCCCUUGUUGGUCGAGGACUUGACCGGGGAAACCCCCAUUUCUGUAUCAGGAGGCCGCGUACACUCCAUCGCGUUGACAGCGAGAGGAGAAGCAUGGGCUUGGGGCAGUGGUAAAAAUGGGAGGCUUGGUUUAGGUAGUUCCAUUGAUGAAGCUGAACCAAAGUUGGUUGAAUAUUUGGAAGGUUAUGAGGUUUUACAAGUUGCAUCAGGUUUUGAUCACAAUCUUGUCCUGGUUGCUGGAUGAUACAGUUAUGAGUCUGCUUGACAAUCACACCGUAUAUUUCGCUGGCUAUUCUAUGGUGGAUUUUACAAGUUGUCAGCACUGUCAUAUCCAAUUGUGUUUCUCUCAUCUUCUAGGUCAUGGUAGAAUUUGCAGUGAUGGAGUAGUAGGUAGCCAGCCUGGUAUAAUCCUAACCCAUCUUCAAGUAUUGUACUGGAUGUUGUUCUGGAUAGCCCCUAUCCUAUCAACUUAAUAGAUGUGAUAUGACACUCCCAGAAUUUAGAUUGGAGUUUUUCUAUGAUUAAUCCAAGAAUUCUAAUGGUAGUUACAUUCAGAUAUGAGCCUCAUUAUUAUGG